Morus notabilis is the source of this 2716-nucleotide messenger RNA. Its product is annotated as putative pentatricopeptide repeat-containing protein At1g77010, mitochondrial. The coding region runs from base 74 to 2227 and encodes 717 amino acids. NCBI's taxonomy places the organism in Eukaryota, Viridiplantae, Streptophyta, Magnoliopsida, Rosales, Moraceae. The transcript has 2 exons. Gene Ontology annotation, biological process: RNA modification. Gene Ontology annotation, molecular function: RNA binding; protein binding. The record is from RefSeq and is a predicted model, not a curated record.
ACCGCUCAAACUAGGGUUGAGUUCCGAUGGAGUUCGAUCAAUUUCAGCCACAACAUCCCUCAGUUUUCCGUCCAUGGCGGCGGCUGCAAAAGCUGCGGACUUGGCUCGCCACUAUGGUCGCUGCUACUUGGAGCUCUCCAAAGCUCGCCUCAGAAACAUGAGAACGAAUAACGGGUUCUCUAUGAAUCCUGAUGUAUAUUCACUGGUCCGCUUGCUCCAGUCUUGCAACACCCACCAAUCAAUACAUCAAGGAAAGCAACUCCACCUUCUUUUUCUCAAAAAGGGGCUUCUGGGCUCCGAUGUUACCAUUGGUAAUCGCCUUCUGCAGAUGUAUCUGAGGUGUGGCAGCACGAGUGACGCACAUGCUCUAUUCGAGGAAAUGCCUCACAGAAACUGUUUCUCUUGGAAUACCAUGAUCGAAGGCUACAUGAAAUCAGGGGACUGUAAAAGGUCACUAGAGUUAUUUAAGAUAAUGCCUGAAAAAAAUGAUUUCUCUUGGAAUACAGUAAUAUCCGGGUUUUCAAAGAAAGGUUUGCUUGAUACUGCUCAAAGUUUGUUUGAUGAGAUGCCUUGGAAAAGUUGUGUUGCGUGGACUGCUAUGAUUCAUGGGUAUGCUCGAAAUGGGCAGCCAAAAGAUGCAUUAAGACUCUUUAAGCGUUUGAGUUCAAACGCUUUAGAAGAAUCUUUUGUUGAUAAGUUUGUAUUGGCAACAGUUAUUGGAGUUUGUACUGAUUUGGUUGCUCUUGGUUGUGGGAAGCAAAUUCAUGCACAUAUUCUGAUUGAUAAAGUAGAAAUUGACUCGGCUUUAAGUAGUUCGCUGGUUAACUUUUAUGGAAAAUGUGGAGACUUGGACAGUGCGAAUCAUGUUUUCAAUAUGACAAAGGAACCGGAUGACUACUCUAUAUCAGCAUUGAUCGUAAGCUAUGCCAAUUUUGGCAGGAUGAGUGAUGCAAGAAAAUUUUUUAAUGCAAAAAGUAAUCCAAGUGUUGCAUUGUGGAGUUCAAUGAUUUCUGGAUAUGUUUGCAAUAAUGAUAACAUUGGAGCAUUAAAUCUUUUCAAUGAUAUGAGGGCUAGUGGUGUUCAAGGGGACUCCUUAACUAUUGUGAGUGUUUUGAGUGCCUGCAGUAUAUUAGGCAUCCUUGUACAUGCUAAGCAAUUUCAUGCACAUGCUUGCAAAGUUGGGAUGAUUGAUAAUAUUGUUGUUACCGGUGCUCUUGUUGAUGCAUACUCUAAAUGUGGUAGUCUAGAUGAUGCUUGCAAAUUAUUCAGUGAGCUCAAAGCCUUUGACACGAUAUUGCUGAAUUGUAUGAUCAGUGUGUAUUCAAGUUGUAGUAGAAUUGAAGAAGCUAAACACAUAUUCAAGACAAUGCCCAGGAGAAGCUUAAUCUCUUGGAAUUCAAUGAUGAUAGGUCUUUGCCAAAAUGGUUGUCCAAUGGAUGCCUUAGAUCUGUUCCAAGAGAUGAAUAAUCUUGGCUUGAAAAUGGACAAGUUUAGCGUAGCUAGUGCAAUUAGUGCAUGUGCUGGUAUUUCCUCACUUGAGUUUGGUGAACAGAUUUUUGCUAGAGCAGUCAUAAUUGGACUUGAACACGAUGAAAUCAUUUCUAAUUCUCUUCUUGAUUUCUAUUGCAAGUGUGGUCUUGUUGAGAAUGGGCAAAAAAUAUUCGACAGAAUGAUGAGGUGUGAUGAAGUCCCUUGGAAUGCUAUGUUGACGGGUUAUGCUACAAAUGGUCAUGGACUUGAAGCACUAGCUCUUUUCAACGAAAUGCUGCAGGCUGGUGUGCUACCCAAUGGUAUCACAUUUACAGGGGUAUUGUGUGCUUGUGAUCAUUGUGGAUUGGUUGAAGAGGGAAGAAGAUGGUUUUAUUCGAUGAAAUGUGACUAUAAUAUUGAUCCAAGCAUUGAGCACUAUGCUGGCAUGAUUGAUCUUUUCUCCCGUGCAGGUUGUCUUGAGGAAGCAAUGAAUAUGAUUGAAAAGAUGCCCUUUAAGGCUGACGUUAGCAUGUUGUCAUCUGUUUUAAGAGGCUGUGUGGCUAAUGGUCAUAAGUCUUUGGGGAAGAAAGUGGCAGAACAGAUUAUUGAGCUUGAUUCCGAGAACUCAGGUGCUUACGUACAGCUGUCUAACAUACUUGCCUCAUAUGGAGAAUGGGAAGGAUCAGCAGAAGUCAGAAAGGUGAUGAGACAUAAGGGAAUUCAAAAGAAUCCUGGUUGCAGCUGGUCUGAUUGUUGAGCAAGAAACUUUGGUGGUGUCAUAGUUUGCUAGCUAAAAAGAACUUCCAGAGCCUGCUUUAAUUCCAGAGGUUUCUUACUUUUCUGUUUCUUCCGUGACAUCAGAAGCUUUAUUGGAAUUAGUUUUGCUCUUCUGCAGAAAAAUUUUUGGUCAAGAUGAGAAUGAAAUAAGAAGGGCCUUUUUUUUUUGAAAAUGCAGAAGCAAUCUCCUGCAUCGCCCAAGCCAAGUGAGUUGAAAUUGAAGCCCAAAGAGAAUGAUCAAUGCCUAUCCCAAUUUGGAUGAACUGUCCAAAUCAGCUCACUAUGUUGUGUUUUUUAUGUUUGCUAUUAGACUUUAAUUGAAGUGUAUAUACUAUGAAAGAAAGAUUCCAAACUCCACCACGAAAAUUGUCUUAUUAUUUGUUACGUCUAAGUAGAUUCCUGAGGCAUGUAUCGUUUGGCCUAAUAUAAUAAGGGAUGACGUGGCCUUUUUAAGAAUGCCCAUCAUGGA